Molecule: messenger RNA, 1092 nt
Organism: Somion occarium
Lineage: Eukaryota; Fungi; Basidiomycota; Agaricomycetes; Polyporales; Cerrenaceae
Source: the annotation of a GenBank genome assembly
UGAGAGACAAGGAUGGUCGACGCUUGGAAUGAGUCGCUUACCACUUUAGACAACCGUUCAUCCUGCUUAGUCAGCAGUAUAUUCCCUUUCCGGACACGCUACCAACCUUGGUCCAUAACGUUUCUCUGAGCGGAAUGUUUGGCGCAUUCCGACCAACGCAGGCGAAUCUGGUUGGUCUUCUCUGGAAGACACCAUGGAAGCUGUCCCCGACCCGUAAAGCAAAUGCUCGUGCACGGCUGAAGAAGGUCGAUGCAGUUAUUGAAGCAGUCAGAGCUAGCGGAGUGGAAUGUGCUGCAUUGAAUAAAGCCCUCGAGCUGCCGAAGGAGCACGAAAUGCCUGCGCGAGACAAAUACACAGUCUUUUCUCGUUAUGAAAGGGGAUACCGCAAAGGUAUUCACAAAGUGCCAAAAUGGACGAGGAUCACCCAGCGAACAAACCCAUUGGGCUUCUAGUGCAUUACUCAUUACUACGUUUGUACACAGCACUAUCUGAACUUUGCCCUCCUUAAUCCUCCCCAAUACUGAUGGGCAACCCAGCACGGUCUUGAAUACCUCAUCUCUCGUCUCCAAAAUAUCAAGAAGAGUGCGCUUCUUCGCAUCACGAUGCGAUACGUCAAGAAUGAUAUGGGUCAGCUGAGAUGUUGAGAGAGCAUCUGGUCAUGAUAAGAUGUCAGUGUCAGCGGGAAAAAUCGGUGUCAUCAGCCUAAAACAGCAUACACACCUGUAUCACAGAGUAGCUUGCCAAGUCGUCCUGGCGUGCCUACCGCUACCGCCAACUUCGUCCUCUUGAGGUAGCCAACAUGCUCCUCCAAUUUAAAAUGGCGUGCAAACAGUUUUGCGACUUCGCCUCCUUUUUCGCCGCGAAGGGUCUUGUCCCUGAGUAUUCGUGUCGCGUCUGCAACUCGUAGAGCAGCCCCAGCGACGAAUAUUAGAGUCGGAGUGCCGUUGGCUUUGGGUCGCUGGGCUAAGCGUGUGCGAAGCGUGGGCAGCACUGCAGAAGCCAUAGUCAAUACAAUCGAGAUGACCUAAGAAUAGGCUACAGCACCUUCUGUAAUGAAUUCAACCAACUGAUCCAAAUUGCGAGAGCCCGUCC